Emericellopsis cladophorae is the source of this 678-nucleotide messenger RNA. RefSeq names its product Peptidyl-tRNA hydrolase-like protein. The record is from RefSeq and is a predicted model, not a curated record. Gene Ontology annotation, cellular component: cytosol; mitochondrion. Lineage: Eukaryota; Fungi; Ascomycota; Sordariomycetes; Hypocreales; Bionectriaceae. Gene Ontology annotation, molecular function: peptidyl-tRNA hydrolase activity. The coding region runs from base 1 to 678 and encodes 225 amino acids. The transcript is spliced from 2 exons.
AUGUCGUCCGUCCAGGGUGGCCAACAAGUAGGAAUCAUCAUCGUCACGUCUCUUGCGACCUUCAUCUCAGGUUUCAUCCUGGGUGUCUGGUCUAUCAAUGGCUACAUUAUCUCACCAGCGGUCCGCGAAGAGCGUCGACGAUUCCACGGCGACCCAAUCGAAAGCGAGGAAAGCGACAUAGACGAAGACGACACUACUUUGGACCAUGCCCCGAGCUGGAGCAAUGGGAUACAGGCGGAUCAGAAGCAGGGCCUGAGGGCGAGUGCGCUGGCAUCGGCAGCCGAGCCAAAGGUGCUGGGGCAGCCCAACGAGGAAUGCAAGCUUGUGCUGGUUGUGCGAACUGAUCUGGGCAUGACAAAGGGCAAAAUUGCGGCGCAAUGCUCCCACGCGACCCUUGCUUGCUACAAGGCUCUCGCUCGUCAUCCUGCCAAGUCGCAAGAGGCAUCUAUACUGUCACGGUGGGAGAGGCUCGGCCAGGCUAAGAUCGCUGUCCAGAUCAAGUCGGAAGAGGAUAUGCUCGAGCUGCGACGCAAGGCUCGCAACGCUGGUCUGACAGCUGAGGUGAUCCACGAUGCUGGGCGCACGCAGAUCGAAGCGGGAAGCAUGACCGUGCUGGGUGUCGGUCCGGCGCCAAAGAGUGCUGUCGACCAGAUCACGAGCCACCUGAAGCUUUUGUAA